UCCUCCCUGCAACUUCCCCAUCUCUCCCUCCCCUCUCUGCCAUCAGGAGAAUAAAUCAGAAAAGGAAGCGGAGAGAGGGAGAGUGUGAGAUCUGUUACUAAAGUAACACUGAUGGCGGCUGAUCAGAUCUGGCUGCCAGAGUAACAAGCACUGGGUCCUUGGCGCUGUAUGUACUCUACAGGCUUCUGUUUGUUAUUUUCCAUUAUUCCUGCUCUGGAUCUGUCCGUUAGAUGGUGAAGAUGGCUGCUUCCUGGUUGCUAAUCUUUAGUCUCACACUUUUCCAGUCCUUGCUGAUAUGCCCUUCAUCUGAGGAAUACUUUCCCUCCGCAUUAACGAUAAAACAAUGGGUAGAGAAAAUGCAAAAUGACCUUGUCACAUUGGCAAGAACAGCAAGUGGUGUGGACCAGCUUGCAGAAAUUUAUUUGAAAAACCGGCAUUUGUAUACCGUUGAGGCCAAUAAUGCACGGCAACUUGUGGAAAGUGCAGCGACCAACAUUGAAAAACUACUGAGGAACCGCUCCAAAGCUCUUGUGCACCUUGCAAAGAAAGCAGAGGAGAUUCAAGAAUCACAUCAGUGGCGUGAUCAGUUUGCGAGUAAUAACAUAGUUUACUACAAUGCAAAGGAUGAUCAGACGGAUCCAGAGAAGAAUGACAGUGACACUGGAAGUCAAAAAAUAAAGCCGGUGUUUCAAGAUGACCCUGUGUUUCAGCGACAUACAUCUUACCAACAUUCUGCUGUUCAUAUUCCUACGGAUAUUUACGAGGGCUCUACAAUAGUACUGAAUGAGUUAAACUGGACUGCAGCACUUGAUGAAGUGUUUAAAAAGAACCGAGAAGAUGAUGAAACUCUUUUGUGGCAAGUAUUUGGAAGCGCAACUGGAUUAGCUAGAUAUUAUCCAGCAUCACCUUGGGUGGAUAAAAGUAGAACUGCAAACAAAAUUGAUCUUUAUGAUGUGCGCAGACGACCAUGGUACAUCCAAGGUGCUGCAUCUCCAAAAGAUAUGCUUAUCCUCGUUGAUGUGAGCGGAAGUGUUAGUGGGCUUACUCUGAAGUUGAUAAGAACCUCUGUGUCCGAGAUGCUGGAAACUCUGUCAGAUGAUGAUUUUGUAAAUGUAGCUGCAUUUAAUAACAAUGCCCAUGAUGUCAGCUGUUUUAACCACCUUGUCCAAGCAAAUGUCCGAAAUAAGAAAGUGCUAAAAGAGGCAGUUAAUAACAUCACAGCCAAGGGGACAACGGACUAUAAAAUUGGCUUCAAAUUUGCAUUUGAUCAAUUACUCAAUCACAAUGUAUCGCGUGCCAACUGUAAUAAGAUCAUCAUGCUGUUCACCGAUGGUGGGGAGGAUAAGGCAAAAGAAACAUUUGAAACCUACAAUAAGGAUAAAACUGUUCGGGUUUUCACCUUUUCUGUUGGGCAACAUAAUUAUGACAAGGGACCUAUUCAGUGGAUGGCUUGUCAAAAUAAAGGAUUCUACUAUGAGAUCCCAUCUAUUGGAGCAAUAAGAAUCAACACACAAGAGUAUUUAGAUGUCCUUGGAAGACCAAUGGUUCUGGCUGGAGAUAGAGCUAAACAAGUUCAGUGGACAAAUGUUUACCUGGAUGCAUUGGAGCUUGGUCUUGUGAUCACUGGAACACUUCCUGUUUUCAAUUUAACAGUAGACCACAAUGGAAAGAAAAACCAGCUAAUCCUUGGAGUUAUGGGAGUUGACGUUUCAUUAGAAGAUAUUAAAAAGCUCACUCCUCGUUUUACACUAUGCCCAAAUGGCUAUUAUUUUGCACUUGAUCCUAAUGGCUACGUACUGCUUCAUCCAAACCUUCAACCAAAGCCUGUAGGUGUAGGUAUUCCCAAGGUAAAUUUAAGAAAAAGAAGACCAGGCACCCAGGACCUAAAAUCUCAGGAACCAGUAACACUGGAUUUUUUGGAUGCAGAACCUGAAAAUGAUCAUAAAGUAGAGAUUCGUACUAAAAUGAUUGACCUCGAAAGUGGAGAGAGCACGUUCCAAACAUUGGUUAAAUCUCAAGAUGAGAGGUACAUUGACAAAGGGAACAGAACAUACACUUGGGGUCCAGUAACUGGUACAGACUACAGUCUAUCGUUAGUACUACCAUCCUAUGGAUUUUAUUAUAUUAAGGCCACAUUUGAAGAAAGCAUGACACAAGCAAAAUCCAAAAGGUUCAAAAUACAGGAUUCUGAAACUUUGAAGCCUGAGCACUUUGAAGAAACUGGAUACACUCUCUUAGCACCAAGGGAAUACUGUACUGACCUAAAAAUGUCCACCAAUAACACAGAGUUCCUCUUAAAUUUUAAUUCAUUCAUAGAUCGGAAAACACCAAAUAGCCCAUCAUGUAAUACGGAUAUGGUGAAUAGGGUUCUAAUGGAUGCAGGAUUUACCUUUGAACUUGCUCAGCUUCACUGGAAAGGACAAUCACCCAAAGGUAUUCUUGCAAGAUUUGUUGCCACAGAUGGUGGGAUAACAAGAGUGUACCCCAGUUCUGCUGGAGAAGACUGGCCUGAAGACCCCGAAACAUAUGAGGAUAGCUUCUAUAAACGUAGUUUGGAUAAUAACAACUAUGUCUUUACAGCACCAUAUUUUAACAAAACUAGAGGCUCCAGGGCUGAUUCUGGUAUUAUGGUGAGCAAGGCUAUUGAAAUAACCAUUGAUGGCAAAUUGCUUAAGCCUGCUGUUGUUGGAAUAAAAAUAGAUGUUAACAGCUGGAUGGAAAAUUUUACAAGGGACACUACCAAAAACCCGUGUAAGGAGGAAAUCUGUGACUGUAAAAAGAAUAGUAAGCAUCUGGAUUGUGUAAUUCUGGAUGAUGGUGGGUUUCUUUUGAUGUCCAAUCAAGAGGAUCAUAUUACACAGAUUGGCAGAUUCUUUGGAGAGAUUGACCCAAGCCUGAUGAGACAGCUUGUUAACAUUUCUGUGUAUGCCUUCAAUAAAUCUUAUGACUACCAGUCUGUGUGUGAUCAAGGGGAUGAUCCAGUUAAAACAGCUGCUACUCGCUCUGUGUUUGUGCCCACCAUAGCAGAUAUAUUAAACCUUGGUUGGUGGGCUUCUGCUGCUGCCUGGUCUAUUAUGCAACAGUUGUUUUGGAGCCUUAGUUUCCCACGGUUCUUGGAAGCUGCUGAAUUUGAUGAUGAUGAUUUUUCCUCUGAUCAAUCCAAACACAGCUGUAUCACAGAGCAAACACAGUACUUUUUUGAAAAUGACAACCACUCCUUUAGUGGCUACCUGGAUUGUCUUAAUUGUUCAAGGAUCUACAGUGUUGAAAAGAUAUUGAACACCAAUUUAGUAUUUAUAAUUAUCGACAGCACGCUCACGUGUGAUGCUUGUGAUAACCAGCCUCUAAUUCAAGCAGAGCAGCGUUCCAAUGGUCCAGAUCCAUGCCUCCUGGCUCAGACCCCAAGGUACAGAAAAGGACCAGAGGUUUGUUUUGAUCAAGAUGUUGGGGAUGAGCCUUUAUGCAUCAUGAGUCGUGCCCCUGCCAUGAUGUCUGCUCCUAUCUUCAUUUUACUGCAAGUAUUCAUAUGGAAGAUGACACAGAUUGCGGUGGAGUUUCUGGAUUAACACCUUCUCUGUGGUCUAUGGUCGGCAUCCAGCUUGUGUUGCUAUGGCUUUUAUCUGGAAUUAGGCAUUGUGCAUUAUGACCCUAAAACCCAAAAUAUAUAUUUCAGAAGACCUGCCAAAAGAUUAGCCCUGAAAAAACAUGAAAUGGGUCACUCUAUUCAGACAAUAGAAGAAUUAAUAUGUCUGAGCAUUAACUUAAAAAUGGGUGAAAAACUCAUACAGAGAACCACAAAAGCUGCAUGUUGGAGUGUUUAACUCUCAAAGACAACUUGUGUGAAUGCUGCAUCAUUUAUGCCAUUGGAACACAAAUCUAGAGUCAAUGUGCUUUAUUGAACAAUCUAUGAUGAUUUUUUUUGCAUCGUCAAUAACUUUGUAAAAGGGCUCCCUUUAAUAUACCUUCUAUUCAUCAUGCUAUCUUUCUUUUUAAAUGUAUGUUGCAAUUCUAGCCCUUUUUAUGUGUUUUCUUCUACAAAUAAUUUUUUUAAAAUUAUUGUACAAUGAUACAAAGAUACUGUUUUCAGUAUAUUAGCGCAAGUGUUUUCAAUUUCUAGUUAAAUACAUUGGCUAGUAUUCUAAAAUAUUCACAGAACUAAAAUGCCUUACAUAUUAAAUGGUUAGUUUUGCCAUUUGGGUUUAGCUAAAACAUACAUACUAGGAGGUAUAUUCUUGUGAUAAGGAAGGAAUUUUCAGAUUCAGGUAUCUCUUUUGAACAGGUGCUUGGGGAUUCAUCUUAGUGAGUCUAGUGUGGGUCCUAUAAUAACAACUAUGCUUUUGUAAAUGUAGUUCUGUAACCUUAUGCCAACCCAAUUCUUAAUGCUCAGAGAGAAACCAAAACAAAAAAAGAAAAAACAAACAUUACAAAACACGUUGGUUAGAACUAAUUACCAAUGGUAUUUAGCAUGCUGCAGCUGCUAUUUUGUCUUUUGUUAGGAUAUCAUUUUUAUAAACAAUAUACUUAAAAUGUAAUAAAUCACAAUAUAUUUAAUAAAUACAUCUCACAGAUUCAUAUUAGAAAAUAAUCCACAUUAAUAAUGCCAAACAAAUUAUUAUUAUUAUUAUUAUAUGGCCAAACAGAAAAUAUACGUAGAAUUGCAGAUUCAUACAGCAUCUAUUAAUGCAACUGUGGGUAGAUUUAUCAAAAAUUGAGUUUGAGAUUCAUGAAAAAAAUGCAAAUUGUAGGUAUUUAUUACAGAAAAAAAAAACAAAAUGCCCCAGAAGAGAAAUCUGCAACUGAAAUCAGGCAGGGUUCUAUAGAAGUCAAUGGGGCAAUUUUAUUUAUCUGAAAACAUUAUGCCUUAUUGAAAAUAAAUGGAAAACUUUGAUUCUUA
This is a messenger RNA of Xenopus laevis (African clawed frog), 4894 nucleotides long. RefSeq names its product calcium channel, voltage-dependent, alpha 2/delta subunit 1 S homeolog (gene cacna2d1.S). Gene Ontology annotation, cellular component: voltage-gated calcium channel complex; membrane; L-type voltage-gated calcium channel complex. NCBI's taxonomy places the organism in Eukaryota, Metazoa, Chordata, Amphibia, Anura, Pipidae. Gene Ontology annotation, biological process: calcium ion transmembrane transport. Gene Ontology annotation, molecular function: voltage-gated calcium channel activity. The transcript has 41 exons. The coding region runs from base 231 to 3566 and encodes 1111 amino acids. The record is from RefSeq and is a predicted model, not a curated record.